AUGAAUAAAUUGUAAAACAUUAAUUAUUAUGUUAGGAAACACCUUUGUUCUUCUACUUCCAGCGCUGAACAAUUCAAUAAACGCGUCCCCUACCGGCAUUCCCCAGUACUGCCCGACAGAUGGUAGUAGCUUUACCGUCGGAGACAGUAACCUCCAAGCAGGAACUCCUCAACCAGCUGGAAUCUAUUUACUCAACGUCAGCAUCGUGUGUGAGGGUUAUCUCACCAGGUGGCACUACAACCAAGUCCAAGUCACGCAGAAGCCCCUCCAUCUUGGAGUCUUCCGACCUUCAGGCAAGGUCAACGGUGUGACGUUAUACAGGCUUAUCGGCCGGAAUGAAAACGAUGGCGGUGAUAUUGGAAGGAAGACGGUCUACUUUAAUUCUGACUGGUUCAUUUACGUGAUACCAGGAGAUCUGGUCGGAUAUUUCACAAGAGACGGAAUUAUCAAUCCAAUGCCAAUCGCUGGACACAACCAGAGCUGUUCGUAUUCGAAUCCAGAGCCCACGCCCUGCAUCAAUGAAGUUGAGUUCGUUCCCUUGGCGGGCCUGGUUCAGUCUAUUGACCUUUGGUUAAACAUGGCCCUAGAAAUUCCGGACUCGUCCUUCAAGAUGCGAUUUAGCCCUUUAGAAGUUGUCAUCCAGCCCCAGAAGCGUUGGCCGCAAGAUAAAACGGUCACCUGUGGCAAUAAAGAACCUAUUGGUGUUCUCCACAGCCAAAACAACUUCAGGAACUUGACUGCCCCGAAAGGUGCCUACAUCCUCAACCUUACCAUACCAUGUAAUGGGGAACUGACCGCGUGGAACUAUCGUGCCACGGUGCCUGGUACAACUGUUUGGUUGGACCUCUGGAGACCCGUCUCGACUAACGACCCCACAACAGUCACGUUCCGCCUCCAGAAGAAGUUUGAACACACCGCAACAGGGCAAGGCUUCCAGUAUAUCACUGUCUCCAACACAGAAGUUAUGUCAGGUGACCGGAUUGGUUUUCAUUACGAGGCUGGUGUCCAAGGCAACAGUGUCAUCAGCAUGGCGGAAUACCCUCGGGAUGCAUGUUAUUUGAACAUGGGGAGUGUCUGCCUCAACGAAAGGGAUUUUUACGAGGUUGCCUUUGACGCUCGUCUGAAUGAUGCCAACCUUGAGGUCGGCUUCGACCACACGUUUCCUUCCUACGGAGCGACUUGGACAAGGCGGGCCGCAGCAGUGUCGGUUAUCGUCAUAAAAAAAUGGUUCCAGCCACUAGAUCCGGAUUCUACACCGUCAUCAGCAAUACCGACAUCAACACAACUAUCACCCUCAGAAAUAUCUAACCCAGAUUGUUACGUCUUCAAGAACGCAAAAUGUCCUUUCACACCAUACAACUCCAGCGAUCUCGUCGAUUUAGAAAGCUGCAGAUCAAUAUGCACCGAAGAAAAUGCCUGUGAAUCGUUUCUGUAUUAUGAAUUGACCACAUCAAAAAUGUCAACAUGCUACCUGUAUGCUCCAGCAUGUUCUGAUGAGGAAUUUGUGUCAGUUGGGCAACCGGGCUAUCACCAGUACACAAAAUGCAUGCACGCAGCUGGUGCAAGCGGUGACCCGAGUGGUAGUGGUAGUGGCAGUGACAGUGGCAGUGGUAGUGGUGGCGGCAGUACUAGUGCGCCAUACCCACCCAGCGACGCUCCACUCUCUUGUUCUGACGAUGUUCUCCAAUCUAUCGGCAACAGUACAGCCGUCAACACCCAACCAAGGAAAGCCUUACUCUACCUGAUGAACAUCACCAUCCCUUGCGAAGGGCUCAUCGAGCAGUGGCGAUAUUACCAACAGGCAGAGAGCAACAACACCGUGCAAGUGGGCAUCUUCCGUCGAUCUGGGGUGGUCGACGGACAUCCGACAGUGAGGAUCAUCGGAAGGAAUGAAAUCACUUCAUCAGGCGAUAUCGGAAAUGAAUCUCAUCCAAUCGCACCUUGGUAUCGCAUUUACAUCAAACCUGGCGAUUUGAUUGGUUUAAUUUUCGAGUCGUCGGUAGACCAGAAUCCAAUCCCCAUUGCUGGGGAUGAUCUCAGCUGCUCGAGGACAACUGCUGUGGACUGUAUCAGCGACGAUUCCUUUUACCCGAUAGCUAAGUUAGACAGGUACAAUUCUUCCCUCUGGGUAAACGCAGCGGUGUAUCUACCUCCUGCAGACAGUUGGUUUAGGGGAUUCGCAGCUUUGGAAGCCAUUGUGAGACCUCUGCAUCGGAAUGUUUCAGAUCACCUACCCUGUGAAAUGAUCGAACCUUUCGGAAUCGUCAACGCAAAUGCCAACUUCCCUAACCAAAGCGCCAAACGUGGUGUCUAUAUCUUAGACAUCCUAAUUCCCUGUGAUGGCGUCAUCAAAGAUUGGUUAUUUUUUGCCGAAGUGGAGGCCAACAUCGUCUUCGAUGUUUGGAGGAAGGUGACCAGCCCAAAGGGUGACAUAAUACUCGUCCUGAUAGAUAAGCUACACCAUCAUAUCACCAAACGAGGUCACCAAGUUAUUAGAGUUGUGUCAAACCGAACUAAGGUGCUAGCUGGCGACAUGAUAGGGUUCCAUUACGAAGAAGAGGUCCUAAACGAUACUGUUCAUAGCACCAUCAGCAUGGCAAACUACCCGAAACAUUCAUGUGAGGGCGGGUUCACGUCGUCCACCAGUGCUUGCGUCCACCAAAAGGACUUUUAUAAGGUUGCAUUCAGUCAAUAUUUAAUAGACAAUGAUCUUCCCCUUGGAGAUGUUUUCUUGCCAGACCAGAUCUACUGGAAUUGGAGUGCUGCCGCAGUGGCAGUCGGCGUGAGUGCGGACGAUGGCGAAGCUCCGAUAUGUGCUAUCGAAUUAACCAUUGGCGGAUUUGCACUCAUGGGCCAUGUUGCAAAGGAGGUCAGCGGGGUUGCCACGCUUGAAGACUGUACCAUGAUAUGUCUCAACGCUCUCAGGACGUCACUCUCUGGAUGCAAGGCGGCAACCUUUGAUCAGAAAGCGAAGGGUCCGUGUGUAGUGUUGGUCUUAUUCUAG
Messenger RNA from Lineus longissimus, 3004 nucleotides. RefSeq lists its product as uncharacterized. Lineage: Eukaryota; Metazoa; Nemertea; Pilidiophora; Heteronemertea; Lineidae. Bases 29 to 3004 code for a protein of 991 amino acids. The record is from RefSeq and is a predicted model, not a curated record. The transcript is spliced from 10 exons.